Molecule: messenger RNA, 383 nt
Organism: Mucor mucedo
Lineage: Eukaryota; Fungi; Mucoromycota; Mucoromycetes; Mucorales; Mucoraceae
Exons: 1
Coding region: 29-313 (94 amino acids)
Source: RefSeq, a predicted model, not a curated record
UUUCUCUUUCGUUUCCAAAUAAAAUACCAUGACAAGAAAUAUGCGCAGUUUGGUCUUUUUUGCUUUUUUUUGCUCAGCCCUGUUUUUGGUUAAGGCAGCUCCCAGUGGCAUUCUUGGAUUGGGAGAUUCAGGUGGUGAAAACAGAGAUAAUUCAGUAAACGACGAGUUUGUAUUGAAGCAAGAUUCAUUCAUGUCUGGUAAAAAUAAUGUUUUCAUUCCUUCUAAUGAAGUAAAAGGAAUCAAUGGAGUUGGAACUCCAGGCAGCAGGGACAAAAAAGUUUUCAAUGGUCGUUUAUAUAAAAAUAAAAAGUGAGCAAAUAAUAUCGGUUUUAUUUAACUAAAUCCUGCAAAUAAAUAGAGCCUUGCGUUUGCGUAGCUAUUAA